This is a messenger RNA of Sipha flava (yellow sugarcane aphid), 1571 nucleotides long. RefSeq names its product glycine-rich protein 5-like. The transcript is spliced from 6 exons. Lineage: Eukaryota; Metazoa; Arthropoda; Insecta; Hemiptera; Aphididae. Bases 296 to 1057 code for a protein of 253 amino acids. The record is from RefSeq and is a predicted model, not a curated record.
UCAACCCCCUCCCAUCCGCCCCUUCCCUCUCCAAACUAGCCCCGUCGGUCGCGCACAGAAGCGGCUCUUCGUUCCCCAGCACCGUCCGACGGCCGACGGCUGUGCGCAGUAGCAGUAGUGUGACCGCAGCGACAGCAACACGGUUUUCCCGAGACAGAUUUCACUCGCGUCGAAUUGUACACCGCAGCCACCACGCACAAGUCGCGUCCACGUAUUCAGUCUCCCCGUGCCCACACCUUACACAGAGCUGUCAAAUCUAGUUACAAGUACGUACUCGAUCAAUACUUAAAUCAAGAUGACGCAUAACAAUAGUUUCAAAACGAUGUUCACCAUCGCUAUGAUCGUCGGCGUUGCGUUGGCCGCUCCCCGUCCCGACAAACCAGACAUAAGCAACGAAAUUAUUCCGUCCGGAGGAUUCACCGUCAAGAACGGUGAGACAGUGGGCGCAUCAUGGGGAGGUUUCCACGCGUCCGCCUCUUUGGCUGAUGACGGUAGCGCUGUCGCUUCCGCGGGCGGUAAUGGACUGGGUGCCAGUUCCGGAUACGGCGUAGGAGGUGUUGGAGCUGGAGCCGGUCUGUACGGCACCGGAGUGGCAAGCGAAUCCGGAUCAUCCGCAGGGUUCCCGGGUAAACCGGCCGCCGGAGGAUACGGCAACGGCGGAAAACCCGCCGGUGGAUCGUCCCAUCAAGGAGGACUCGGUAACGGUUUCUUCGACAAGAUUUUCGCCAUCCCGAUCAACGUUCUGCAGUCCGUCAACACGUACCUGAACCAAAAGCAACAGAUGCAAUCCGGUCAUCCUGGAACCUCGGCACAAGGGCAUCACGACAACAACGGCGGCGCCGCGUUCGCCGCGUCGGCUUCUUCGGCCGGCGAAGCGUCGUACGGUGGCUCCGUGAAAGCUCCCGCGGCCCACGCCGGCGCGGAUUACGGUCACGAGUCCGCCGGUCACGGGAAACCCGGAUCUCCGAUGAUGGUACACACAAAAACAAAUUAUGACGAUAUAUUCAACAUUCCGAUCACCGCGUUGAGGUCCGUCCAGAACCUGUUGAACGGUUAACUCGUCGCAGUGACCGCAGCACAUAAUAUGGUGGUGGAGGAGGGAGAGCGAUAGAGGGGAAGAAAGACAGAGCAGUGUACAUUGUAAUAUAGCAACUACAGCGGUGUCCACGGAUCACGGCUCUCGAUGACGCAACCAUACACACACAUACACACCCCCAUUUACAGUGUCCACUUAGGUGUCGCAUAUUAUGUGUACAUAACUAUUAUUUUAGUAGAUAAUAAUAUAUUAUACAGAUCAGUUUUUCGCGCGUCAAUGCAUCACGAGUGUGCAUCUUACGUCGAACGAAUCCGUAUACUGUGUAUUAUUUUUAAAAUAUUAUGUCGUUCGUUGUGCACGUAGUUGUAGUAGUGGUAUUUAUUUUUUUAUUUUUUUAUUUUGUUUCAAUACGUAACACCGUUAGUUUAUUAUUUAUAUAUUAUAAUAUUAUAUUUAUGUGUGAAAUAUUGUUAGAGUCAUCGAGCAAUAGAUGUAACAAUACAAACUGUACUUGUCCUUAAGUAUGUGAACCAAC